Messenger RNA from Drosophila elegans, 5163 nucleotides. RefSeq names its product ets DNA-binding protein pokkuri (gene aop). The transcript has 4 exons. Bases 1107 to 3365 code for a protein of 752 amino acids. NCBI's taxonomy places the organism in Eukaryota, Metazoa, Arthropoda, Insecta, Diptera, Drosophilidae. Gene Ontology annotation, molecular function: DNA-binding transcription factor activity, RNA polymerase II-specific; sequence-specific DNA binding. Gene Ontology annotation, biological process: cell differentiation; regulation of transcription by RNA polymerase II. The record is from RefSeq and is a predicted model, not a curated record. Gene Ontology annotation, cellular component: nucleus.
AAAAAAUUUGUCGUGGGAGGCGGACGUGUGCUCAAAGUGUGUUCAAAGGCUAAGCAAACGGAGAACUUAACUUGCCAUGGCUUUUCUUUUUCUUUGAUUUGCGUUAAGUUUGAGCGGGUUGCGGUCAACCAGGGAUCAGUAUUGGAAAGGGCCAUUCGGUCGUUUCAAAUUAAAACUCAAAUUUCAAAUUUGAAGAUCUCUCUCCAAGUGUCGCUCCAGAGAGCUACUGACUUCUGCUGUAAAGCCAAACUAAUAUGAUUUAAAUUGAUUAAUUCGCAAUUAAUAGAAUUUAACUCGUGCGCGGUGUUGGAAAAUAUUUAACGCUUGUUUCGUUCGCUUUGCUGUGUGUUUUCCCGCAAGUGCAAGUGUGUUGGUGUGCGCGAAACGGAAAUAAGAAAUAAACAAGAGCGACAACAGCAACAACAACAACAAACGCAACAAGAAGUGCAAGCAAAAGUGAAUAGGAAGACGAAAGAGGAAAUGCUUAAGUACAACAACAAGAAAUACACGAACAAAACGACAGAGUGCAAGUGCAUCGCGUGAGUGUCUUUAAGUGUGUGUUUGUGUGUGUGUGUAUGUUGGUGUUGGUGAUGCGGCGGAAGUAGAAACAUUUUGACUUGUGUGUUCUCGGCUUCGCCUUUUUAUUUGCUCCUCUUUGCGGCUCGCAUUCGUCGCAGCAAACGAAACGAAAACAAAAACAGAGAGCCAGGAUUAGCCCCAAAAAGCACCAACAACCACCGCCCACUUACCGCCCCCUUAAAAAAAGAAACAACAACAAUGGCCACUUGGCGCGACGCCCUCUUCGUCAUCAGCAGAUAACAACAAGAAACCCAUCGAAUUAACCAGCGACAACAGCAAAAACAAAGCGAAACAAAAAGCUAAAGCAUUCUGGGAUCUGGACAUAAUAUCCGCUUCCGCGUUGCUUCUGUCGCUAAAAAAAAGCUCAAGAAUCGAAGCGCAAACAGACAAAAUCAGUCUUACAGUACGUCACCACAGUGCACAGUGGAGCAAACAGAUAACCCCAAUUGAAGGCAAUUAAAGUGGCUCCCACUGACCCACUGAAUCGGAUCCGCUGACCAGGACACUUCCUUACACACUGUGGCUGCAUGUCCAAAAUGAAAAUGCUCCCAGUACAGUUAUCGUUGAACUCGCUGAAUCCCAACAUCUGGAGCGAUGUGCUCUGGCGCUGCCCCCCGGCUCCGUCCAGCCAGCUGGCGGAACUGAAGACCCAGCUGCCGCCCUCCCUGCCCUCCGAUCCGCGCCUCUGGAGCCGCGAGGAUGUGCUCGUCUUCCUGCGGUUCUGCGUCCGCGAAUUCGAUCUCCCCAAGCUCGACUUUGAUCUCUUCCAGAUGAACGGCAAGGCGCUGUGCCUGCUGACACGGGCUGACUUUGGCCACCGGUGUCCGGGGGCCGGCGAUGUGCUACACAAUGUGCUGCAGAUGUUGAUCAUAGAGUCACACAUGAUGCAGUGGCAUCUGCCCAAUAGUCCAGUGACGCCCACCAGUCGUUAUCCCCUGUCGCCGCACAGUCAUCCGCCGACGCCCACGUGGCCCCCGUUGAAUGCUCCGCCGGAGAACAGUCCCUUUCACAGUUCGGCCCAUGGGCUGGCUGGUCAUCAUUUUAUGGCACCCAACUCUGUGACGCUGAGUCCCCCGCCCUCAGUGGACUCCCAGGCGAGUAGUCCACCGCAGGCACCUUACCAAAACGGAGGCGUGGCCAAUGGUGGAGCAGGAGCAUCGGCUGCAGGAGCCCCAAGCAGCAGCAGCAGCAAUCCCGCAUCGUCGAGUGCCAGCAGCACGGGCAGCAAUGGCUCCCAGCCCAACAUAAUGCCCAUGAAGGGCAUAAGCAGUGCCAGCAGUAAUCACUCCGAUUCCGAGGAGGAGUACGCUGAGUCCAAUGGCGGCGGAGUGGGAAAGUUGCCAGCCGGUUCGCUGCCCUACAGCACGGCCAGUCCGCCGGGCACACCCAUACUGAAGGAUAUCAAGCCGAACUGGACGCAACAGCUGACGAAUAGUUUUGUGAACUCCUGGUCGCAACAGCAGCAACAACAGCAGCAGCAGCAACAGGCAGCUGCAGUGGCUGCAGCAGCAGCAGCCCAGGCACAGCAGCAACAGUUGGCGCAACAGCAACAGCAGCAGCAGCAGCAACAACAGUUGCCCCAAAAGCUGACACUGGACAAUACUGCUGGGCCAGUGGUGGCCCCAGCUGGAGGAUCCAUUUCGGCACCAACCACACCCAGUUAUAUGUACAAAGCCAAGCGGGAGUUCUUUCCCGAAAACUCAGAGCCCAAUACAAAUGGUCGCCUGUUGUGGGACUUUUUGCAACAGCUGCUGAACGAUCGCAACCAGAAGUACAGCGAUCUGAUAGCCUGGAAGUGCCGCGAUACGGGAGUCUUCAAGAUUGUCGAUCCCGCCGGUCUGGCCAAACUGUGGGGCAUCCAGAAGAAUCAUCUGUCCAUGAACUACGACAAGAUGUCGCGUGCCCUGCGCUAUUACUACAGGGUUAACAUACUGCGCAAGGUGCAGGGCGAGCGACAUUGCUAUCAGUUUCUGCGCAAUCCCACGGAACUGAAGAACAUCAAGAAUAUAUCUCUGCUGCGGCAAACCACGCCAGCGAAUGGCGGCGGCGGCGGCGCCGGUGGAUCGUCCAUGCCACAGGGUGGCAGCAAUCAGGCGCCUGGAAGUCCUGCUGCCGGCUGCCAGAAUUGGAGCACCCAGCAGCAGCAACAAGCACAGCAGCAGCAGCAGCAGCAGCAAUCGCCCCAGCGUCCCGCCUCGCGGAAUGGCCCCAUGAGUCUGCCCGCCGUUGCAGCGGUGGCAGCAGCUGCCGCUGCGGCCUAUGGUCCACCACCCACAUCGCCGCUCUUCAUGCAUGCGAUCAAUGGAGCCUUCCACUACCUUUCGGCGGCGGCAGCUGGUCCGCCACCCAAUUCCCCUGCCUUGAAUACCCCAUCCGCUGUCGGCGGCGGCCCGGAUAAGUUCCAGUUCCACCCACUGAAGCUGGAGAAUGGCUCCGGCUCGGGAUCGGAAAGUGCUGGCGAGGAUCUAAAGCCCACGGAUCUGAGUGUGAGCAGCAAAAGCAAUGCGCCCAGCAACGAGGAUUGCUAUCCACUCAUUCGCAAUGCUGACGGCCUGACGACCAUCAAGCUCAUACGCUCAUACGAUCACCAGGGUGCUCCAUCGCCAGCAGAGCAAUCCCCCAAGCCGGAUGACCAGCAGCAGCAACAGCAACAGCAGACCAGUGCCAGCAGCAGCUCACCCAGGCCCAUGGAUCAGGCCAGUGAGCAGCAGGCCCAGUCCGUGCCCAUGGACAGCGAAUGCAAUGGUGGCGAGUCGGAGGACUCCUUCCGGCAUAUGCGGCAGUAGGCGGAGGAGCAGCUUCCUGUGACAAUCAUCCAUCCCUUAUCCUCACCCCUCCUUAACACACAACAUUACCUGAGCUAAGUGAAAUGGGACCAGCAGCACAACAAACGCACAGACUUAUAGACAGAAACCCUGCUGGAUAUAGAUCUGGAUGCCUAUGCCUUUCGGUUAGGAUGGGGUCGUUUAAAAUAGAAAACCAACAAAAUGAAGAAGUUGAAAGUAAUUUGUGAAGAAUUUGAAGCUAUUUCCUAGAACUUUAACAUGAAAGCGUUAGCACUAUUCUUCUUUAAAUAUACAAAAUUGAUAUUCAAUAUUCAAUUUAUAAAUUCAAAUUUUUCCCAUUCUUACUUUUCGCUUUCACAUUUGUAAAAUAUGAUCCGACCCGACUUUCUGUAUAUAGAAAUCACAUCUGCAUUAACAACACACACAAUCAUACAUACAUAUAUAUUUUCUACAUCAAGCGUAUUUAUUAAGCUAAGCUAAGGGAAAGCAGUGUGCAUGUAAUUUCGUUGUUGUAAGUAGAUUUCUUGAGCCGGCGCAGCGCAGCCUUCGAUUAUGUGCCAAUUUCUACAUUUAUCAAACAAACAAAAAAAAAAAAAAAACAAAAACGAAAUACCUAUCCAUAAGCGUUCACACACAUCAAUCAUACGAGUACGAGUAAUGAGUAGCGAUUAAGGAGUAAAAAGUAGCCAGUAGCUUAGACCGUAAGUGUUGCCACCUUUGAGCUUUACAAAUGUUGCCUCAACAAUGGUUUCAAAUUUAUGAAAACAAAAAACAAAACAAAAAACCAACAAACAUUGUUAAAAUCGAACGAAAAAGUGAAGGAAAUAUGAAAUUUGAAUUGUUGUCGAAAUUGUUAAUUAAUAUACAAUACAAAUCGGAAUAGAAAGAGUUUUUUGUAUACAACAAGGCAAAUUGAUUUCUUUGUGAUAACAACAACAGAAUUAUCUUUGAUUCACAUUGGCUGAAUGUUUGCGAAAGAAGAGCAGUUCCAAAAAGCGAAACUGAAACAGUUUCAGUGAUCCUUUAUUCAAGGAUGGGCCUGCUCUUUCUUCAAGAUCAGCCUGAAAAGAGAGCUUUCAAAAUUCAAUUUCAAUUGAGCCCCUAGCCCUAGAUACACUGCAACAAAAAAAAAAAGAAAACACACACACAUACAUUAUAAACAUUAUAAAAAAAAAACAUUGGCUUCCAUUUUUAUAUAGCAAUGAUGAUACACACAAGCAUAUAUGUAUACACUUUAGUUUUCUAUUAUUAUCAUUUUUAUUAUUAUAUUAUUUUUACGUUAGCUUAAGCGGCUGCAAUUAAAUGGCAGCCCAGCAGCAGUUGCAACAAAUGAAGGUGUUCAUUUAAGCAUUAACAACUUUAGUUUGUAAAACGCUUACGAUCUUACCACCCACACACCACACACCACCCACCACCACCCACAAACCCACUCACCCGCUAAGAACAAUGAAAAAAUAGAAAAUGUACAUUUUGAAGCACUUUAUUAAUUAUAUUAAACAAAACGAAUCGAGUUAUGGAGGGAGAGAUAUCAUCAUCAAUGCACGUUCAUACAUUUAGCCUGUAGCGCAACUGUAAUUAUUAAUUAUUGUGUAGAUCUAUAUGGUAAAGAUAAUUUUCUAUUUGUUUUUCGUACGCCUUAAGUUUAUACACCGCCAAUAGCUAAUAAUUAGCACUCUAGUGUCGCCACAAUACCUGUUCUUCCAUUGAAAACUUUAUCUUUUGAUCAAUACAUAAUUUAUAUAUGUAUAAAAAAAAAGCGAAACAAAUUUAUAUGCAAUAAAUAAAUUGAAAAGUGAAA